This is a messenger RNA of Penicillium soppii, 1479 nucleotides long. Its product is annotated as DnaJ domain protein. Gene Ontology annotation, biological process: protein import into peroxisome matrix. The transcript has 5 exons. The record is from RefSeq and is a predicted model, not a curated record. Bases 1 to 1479 code for a protein of 492 amino acids. Gene Ontology annotation, cellular component: cytosol. Lineage: Eukaryota; Fungi; Ascomycota; Eurotiomycetes; Eurotiales; Aspergillaceae.
AUGGUUGCCGAUACUGCUUAUUACGAUGCCCUCGGUGUGCCACCGACGGCUACUGAACUAGAAAUCAAGAAGGCUUACCGAAAGUUGGCCAUCGUCACUCACCCGGACAAGAACCCCGGAGAUGAAACCGCACACGAACGCUUUCAAGCUAUCGGUGAAGCCUACCAGGUUCUGAGCAAUGAAGAUCUACGAAAGCGAUAUGACAAGUUCGGAAAGGAGGAGUCGGUGCCUGGUGGUGGCUUUGAGGAUCCCUCUGAGUUCUUUAGCAUGAUCUUUGGUGGCGAGGCCUUUGUUGAUCUCAUUGGCGAAAUCUCUCUCAUGAAGGACUUAACCGCGACUAUGGACAUCACGAUGCAAGAAAUGGAGGAGGAAGAACUGGCCCAGUCCGCGGAGGAGAAACUCAACAUCCACGACGAAGAGAUCAAGGCUGCAGGUGGCCAUCCGGCUACCGCUUCCGAAAUUCAUGACCCCACGACCGGUGCUGCACCCGCAGCUGCAGCUGCCGCUGCCGGUUCUUCCGAGAAGCCAACUUCCGGUCAGAGCUCCGGCACCAGUACCCCUCGACGAAACUUCGGCCAACAGGCCCUUAUGGACAAGUCUGAAGAGGAAGCUCGCAUGGAGGCAGCCGGUCUGUCUCAGGAAGAGAAGGAGUUGCGCAAGAAGGAGAAGAAGAAGGGCCUGUCCAAGGAGCAGCAGGAGCGUCUUACUGCUUUCGAGGAGGAGCGCAAAAAGGCCCGCGAAGAUCGAGUAAACACACUCGCGAACAAAUUGAUCGACCGAUUGAGCGUAUGGACCGAGACAGACAAGGGUAAGGAUGUCUCUCAUGCUUUUGAAGAGAAGAUCCGAUUGGAGGUUGAGAACUUGAAGAUGGAAUCCUUUGGUCUUGAGAUCCUACACGCCGUUGGUCAAACAUAUGUUCAAAAGGGUACAUCGUUCUUGAAGUCCCAGAAGUUCCUCGGUAUCUCCGGCUUUUUCUCCCGCUUGAAGGAUAAGGGUACUCUGGCCAAGGAGACCUGGACCACCAUCUCCACCGCUAUUGAUGCCCAAAUGACCAUGGAAGAGAUGGCCAAGAUGGAGGAGCGCGGCGGCGAGGAUUGGACGGACGAGAAGAAAGCUGAAUACGAGAAGAGAGUCACUGGUAAGAUCCUCGCAGCGGCGUGGCGUGGCAGCAAGUUCGAGAUCCAAAGUGUUCUUCGUGAUGUCUGUGAUCAGAUUCUCAAUGACAAGCGGACUCGACUCGAGAAGCGUGUUGAGCGUGCGCAUGCUUUGGUGAUUGCCGGUAACAUCUACGCGAAGGCUGCUCGUGACCCCGAAGAAGAAGGUGACUACAUGGCCUUUGAGCAGCUCAUGGCUGAGGCCAUGAGCAAGAAGGGCAAGGAUGAGAAGGACAAGAAGAAGAAGAAGUCCAAGCAUGACCACGAUGAGACCCACGAUAAGACCCACGAUAGAAAGGAGCCCGUGGAAGAGACCACUGCUUGA